This is a messenger RNA of Ochotona curzoniae (black-lipped pika), 1345 nucleotides long. RefSeq names its product granzyme A-like. NCBI's taxonomy places the organism in Eukaryota, Metazoa, Chordata, Mammalia, Lagomorpha, Ochotonidae. Gene Ontology annotation, biological process: proteolysis; negative regulation of oxidoreductase activity; positive regulation of apoptotic process. The transcript is spliced from 5 exons. Gene Ontology annotation, molecular function: serine-type endopeptidase activity. The record is from RefSeq and is a predicted model, not a curated record. The coding region runs from base 106 to 879 and encodes 257 amino acids.
CAUCACAGCACAGAAAGAGGGAAAAAAGAACUCACUUCCUCGGUGCUUCAUUAUCUAGACUAGUCAGCACCUCAACACGGGCUCCAUCGGCGGAGAACAGAAGCCAUGAAAAACUCACUUCUUUUUCCUUUUCCUGUUGCUAUUUUUCUCCUCAUUCCUGCAGUUUUUCUAGACUCCUGCGAGGGAAUUAUAGGGGGAAAUGAAGUGCCACUUCACGCAAGACGCUACAUGGUCCUGAUAAAAGGGCUGGAAACUUGUGCAGGGGCUUUGAUCAAAGACAACUGGGUGUUGACGGCUGCUCACUGUGACCUAAAAGGAAAACCUCAAAUUAUUCUUGGGGCUCAUACUGCAUCCAAUAAAGAGAAGCUUGAGCAAGUAUUUUCCAUUCAAAGAGCAAUUUCCUAUCCAUGCUACGACCCAGAGACAUUUGAAGGGGAUCUUCAACUCAUUCAGCUGAAUAAGAAAGCAACGAUCACCAAGGCUGUGGGAGUGCUUGACCUGCCCAACUCAGGGGAUGACGUGAAACCUCACAGCAAGUGUCAGGUAGCAGGAUGGGGCAGCACCAAAAAAGACUCGUGCAAGAUUUCCAACACCUUGAGAGAAGUCAACAUCACCGUGAUAGACAGAAAAAUAUGCAAUGAUGCAAAACACUAUAAUCUCAAGCCAAUUGUUGAAAACAGCAUGAUCUGUGCUGGUGGUAAAAAAGGAGAAGACGAUUCAUGCGCUGGGGACUCUGGAAGCCCACUGAUCUGCAAUAACAUUUUCAAGGGUGUUACCUCCUUUGGGAAAUGUGGUAGCUCCAAGAAGCCUGGAGUCUACACUCUCCUUACCAAAAAAUACCUCAACUGGAUUAAGAAAAUUAUUGCAGGAACCAUCUGAUCUUCCUUCUUCAAAGCAGCACCUUGGAGAGAUCAAGAAAGGGAGUUCUAACUUGACCUAUCCCAAGAAGCAGCUCCACAACCGUGCUAACUGUGUGUGCAAAUGACAGCCAAUCUGAACUAAUUCGCCAAUAAAAUGGGUGGCUUCCUGCUUUCGUGCAAGAUCAGCCUAGAUUCUGUCAGCAUGCUUGCUCGCUAGCCACAGUAAAAGAUGCCCUUAAGAAAAACUUUCUCAGCUCAGUGCCUUUUGACUUUAUUCAGAAUUUGAGAACUGUCACUUUCGUGUUUGCUGUCCAAGGCAAGGUGCUUCAUUGUGGCACAGUAUGUUAAACUGUAGCUUGUGACACAGGCAUUCCUUAUUAGAGUGAAGGUUCAAGUCCCAGCUGCUCUGCCUCUGAUCCAGCGUCUUGCUAAUACUCCUGGCAGGCAACAUUUGGCAACUCAAUUACUUGCAACCCUGCCACUCA